This is a messenger RNA of Callithrix jacchus (white-tufted-ear marmoset), 2788 nucleotides long. The record is from RefSeq and is a predicted model, not a curated record. Lineage: Eukaryota; Metazoa; Chordata; Mammalia; Primates; Cebidae.
AUGCUGGUACCUGGCGCGGAUCCGGGGCCAAACCCUCCAGGGCUGCGCUGCAGACAGCGACGGCCAGAGGCGGAUACAGUCGGGUUUAGGGACCGCAGGAGCGAAUUCCCGGAGGCCUGCAGGAGCCGCCCCGCGCCGCGUCCAGCCUUUCUCUCUGGGCCUAGCGGGUCUCCCCCAGGCGCGCCCCUCCCUCCCCACAGGCGCACUUUCUCCACCUGCAUCUGGGGCGAGGCGCGGCUGGGAGCGAAGCACAAGUGGGCUGGGCGAGGUUUGGGGUUCGAGGAUUGCAGAGUGACCGCGGGGUCUGGGGAAGAGUUGUCUUGGUGGCGCCACCAGAGCCCGACCCGCCGCGGCCGGGACCCUGCAGGGCAGGUAGCGACCUGCGGAGAAGCCGCCUGGCGCGGCCGACUCGGCUGCCGGGGCGUGGGCCUGGGCCGGGCGCAGGAGCAGCGGGGAUGCUGGGUGCGCUCCGAGGGUGCGGCCUCCCGGCUGUGCGGGGCUCAGAGCCGGGUGCUGGGCGCGGGGCCUGGCAAAGAAAUCGUUCGACACAGCCGGAAUCCCAGGAAAAUCUACCUUUCUGGAGACUGCAGCUCCUGUGAUAGCUCAACAGACUUCAGUUCCUCACAAAUAUUGCUCUCUACGGUUUCCCCCAAAACACUUCAGGAAAUACAGUGUCCUGUCUUCACAAAUGCUUCUGCAUCUGAAUUCUCAUGCUGUGCUGUGCUCAUAGAGGCACCCAUCACAAGGCAGUUAAUCUCAAAUGCCCAACAGCAGGAAGCCUCUUUUCUUCUGGAGGCAGGAAGAUUGCCAAUGGCUCCCAGCAAACAUCUGCUGACUUGGUCACUCCUGGGAGAAAGUUGCUGUCCCCAGACAGGUUCAGCACAAUCCUGGGUUGCUCAUCACACGCUGUUUGGCAUAACUGGGAUCAUGUACCCAUCCUGAGCCAAUCACUGCAGCCAGCCCUGAACCAGAAGCAGGGAUCGUCAUGUACCCAUCCUGAGCCAAUCACUGCAGCCAGCCCUGAACCAGAAGCAGGGAUCGUCAUGUACCCAUCCUGAGCCAAUCACUGCAGCCAGCCCUGAACCAGAAGCAGGGAUCGUCAUGUACCCAUUCUGAGCCAAUCACUGCAGCCAGCCCUGAACCAGAAGCAGGGAUCGUCAUGUACCCAUCCUGAGCCAAUCACUGUAGCCAGCCCUGAACCAGAAGUAGGGAUCAGCCCCCAGUCGAAGGACUUGGGCAAAGAGUAGGGGAGGGGUUCUAGGUGGGCUGUGGACACUGAUGAGGACAGGAGCUGGAGUGGGUGCUACUCCAGUUACCAUAGUCUCACGGGUCCUGGAAUGGUGCUACAGGAGCCCAAGUGGGAUUCUCUAGCUCUGCAAACUCAGGAGUCACAGUUGGGUCCAUAGUGUUGAUAUUUCUGGUCUCUGUAUAAGAAAUGUAUUUUGUUGGACUAAUCAAGUUGUAAUGUUUUUUAAAUGAAGGAAGAAUUUAUAUCACAGUCAUCACUUAGAUUUGUAAGGAUAAGCCCUUCAUUCUCUUUAGAAGGGAUAAAAGUUUACACGAGGAAAAAGGUCUGUAACUAGAGUUACAUAAAUAUAAAAAACCCUUAAAUUUCAAUAUCCUUUAUCUUUUCUUAUCCUUUUUCGUAUUUCUAAUUUGGAACCACUUGUUCUAUAAGAAGUACAUUUUUUCUUUUGAAUUGCAUUUUAUUCCUUGCUAAUAUUCCCGUAAAAUCCAUUCUAAAAUAUUAAUGAAUGCUUAUUUUCAUUGGCUGUCAUAAGAUUGUGUUACCAAGUGAGAUGUGAAUUGCAGGCUCACAGGAUGAGUGUGUUUGCCUGCAAACCAUGUGAAAAUGAAUGUAACCCUAAGAAAACAUUAUACCAAAAGUGGUAGUCUCUGCAGUCUGUCAACCUUGGGUAGAGUUUUAAUACAUUAUACCGUGGUAAGUGUGUUAAAGUACAGGCGUAACUCAUUUUGGUGUACUUUGCUUUAUUGCACUUCUCAGAUACCGUGUUGUGUUUUGUUUUUCUGGUUUCUUUUUUAAACAAAUUGAAGGUUUGUGGCAAGUCUACAUUGAUAUAGUCACUGGUGCCAUUUUUCCAACAGCAUGUGCUCACUUCCUGUCUCUGUGUCACAGUUUGGUAGUUCUCAUAAUAUUUCAAACCUUGUUAUUUUUAUUAUAUCUGUUAUGAUAAUCCAUGACCAGUGAUUGUCGGUGUUACUAGUAUGAAAUGUUUCAGGCCAUCACAAACUGCACUCAUAUAAAACAAUGGACUUAAUCAAUAAAUAUUUUAUGUGUUCUGACUAUUCUCCUUACUGGCCAUUUCCUCAUCUGUCUCCCUCUUCUAAGAUCUCUCUAUUCCCUGAGACCAAACAAUAAUAAAAUUAGUCCCAAUAAUAAGCUUACAGCGGCCUCUAAGGGUUCAAGUAAAAGAAAGAGUCACAUGUCUCUCACUUUAAAUCAAAAGCUGUAAAUGAUUAGUUUACUAAGGAAGGCGUGUCAGGAGCCGAGACAGGCUGAAAGCUACAUCUCUUGCACUGAGGAGCCAAGUAGUGAAUGCAAAGAAAAACUCAUCGAAGGAAAUUAAAAGUGUCUCCACUGAACACAUGAACCAUAAGAAAGCAAAACAACCUUAUUGCUUAUACGGAGAAGUUGGAGUGGCCUGGAUAGAAGACCCAGCCAGCCAUCAGAACAUCCCCUUAAGCCAAAGCCUAAUCCAGAGCAAGGCCCCAACUCCCUUUAAUUCGAUGAAGGCUCAGAGAAUUGAGGAAGUUGCAAAAGAAAAGC